AUGACAGAUGAUGCAGGUCUCAGCCAGCAUCAUUACCGUUCGAAUACGAAGAUAUUCCGGCGAGAUGAUUUGAGGGAUAGUAUGUUCCAUGUUGAAGAAAAUUUUUUUGAACUGGUUGUUGAUGUUGAGGAAACGCCAAGCAAGCAACCAGCUGCAAGCGUUGUCAAAUUUACUAAAAAGAAUGCAUAA
This is a messenger RNA of Blastomyces dermatitidis ER-3, 189 nucleotides long. RefSeq lists its product as uncharacterized. The transcript has a single exon. Bases 1 to 189 code for a protein of 62 amino acids. NCBI's taxonomy places the organism in Eukaryota, Fungi, Ascomycota, Eurotiomycetes, Onygenales, Ajellomycetaceae. The record is from RefSeq and is a predicted model, not a curated record.